Molecule: messenger RNA, 1974 nt
Organism: Neurospora tetraspora
Lineage: Eukaryota; Fungi; Ascomycota; Sordariomycetes; Sordariales; Sordariaceae
Product: fungal-specific transcription factor domain-containing protein
Exons: 2
Coding region: 1-1974 (657 amino acids)
Biological process (GO): regulation of DNA-templated transcription
Molecular function (GO): DNA-binding transcription factor activity, RNA polymerase II-specific; zinc ion binding
Source: RefSeq, a predicted model, not a curated record
AUGCCGUCAGGACAACGCAGUAAAAGUGGAUGUUGGACUUGUCGUCUGCGCCGCAAAAAGUGCCUCGAAGGAGGACCACCCUGUUCAAAUUGCGAAUCUCGAGGCAUCUUUUGCCAUGGCUACGGUCCCAAACCCAACUGGAAAGAUAGAGGAGACAUGGAAAGGGAAGAGGCGAACAGGCUUCAACUCCAAACACGAAGACGUCGAAGAUCAACGGCCACCCAAAGCCAUGCCUCUCACCCAUCCGUGUCCGAAUCGUCGACAUCUUCCGGGGGCACUAUCGACAUCGGUAGCCCUCCCAUCCCGGCCGCUGAACCACCUUCGCUGUCGCCGUUCUUGUCGUCCGACUUUUCGUUCCCGUUGUCCCCUUCUUCGGGGCAUGAACGGAACGCAGCGAUAGAGUUCGAAUUUCUCGAUGCCCUAACGAUAGCCCCCGACUCCCUUACUGCCUCUUACAACGACAAUAUCUGGGCGACUCAUGGCCACACGGAUGCAGCCCUGGUCGACAUUUCACCCUUGGAGCCCACAGCGCUACAGCGUCUUCCUGGAGUUUCGGAACACUCCAAGCAACCAUCAGAAAUGCCAACACCGCUCAGUCUCUCCUGUUUGGGCGACAGUGGCACUGGUUCGGGGAUGCAUGGUCCCCCAACUUCAGAGAAUGAUAUCGAGUUGGUCAUGCACUUCAUCGGCGAGACGUGUCCGUUACAACACGGCUCGUAUCGUUCAUCAUCAGCAACACAGAGGAGUUGGGCACUCUUCCUGCUGAUGAGGUCACCGACAUUUUAUCACACUUCCCUCAGCAUGAGCGCCUAUCACAAGUCUCUGACCCUUGCCGGACAUAGUGAUGCUCACGCUACAGCAGUCCAUGACUACCAAUCGCACAGGGCGCAAGCCUUGGACAGCUUUUGUGAUCUUAUGGACCCUAAUCGGCAACGUUCGGGGGGAGUGUUUGGCGAAAGCUUGAUAUGCUCGGUACAGCUUGCCCUGUUGGAGGCUCUAGGGAAAAACAUGCAAAGCUGUCACUCGUACCUCUCUUCGGCAGUCCAAAUCCUCCUCGACGACCUGCGCCAGGCCUCAACGUGUGAUAGCGGGACCAACACACCAUCUCUAGCUCAGUCCCAGCAACAGCAACUCCCGCUCAGUCUUCCAUUAGGCACCAGCAGCCCAAUGCCACCUGGCCCGUCUCCCAUGGAACAAACAGCUCUCUCCUUCUUUCGUGCCAUCCUGAUCUGGAAUGACAUCCUCUCGUCCUCCUCCCUCAAGAAGGUUCCUUCUGCGGCCGCCUCCUACCGGGACCUCCUCACCUCUUCUCCCUCUUUCUGUGCUUCUUUCCAGUCCACCACGGGCUGUGAAUCAUGGAUCCUUGUAGCGAUAAUGGACGCCACUGCCCUCGAGGUAUGGAAGAGAGACCAGGAGAACCAAGGCAACCUAAGUAUAAGAGAGCUGGUCAACCGCGCCUCCAGGCUGGAGAAUACAGUCGAAGAAGGAAUUAAGCGUCUGGAAGGGAGCGGUAGCAACAACGGUCUCCAAAGCUUGGUCUUUUCUUACGCCUUGCUUACUCACUUGCACUCCAUUGUGUCCGGACCACUGGCAAGCGUGCCUGAGAUAAGCGAGAGUAUUGAGCGUUCCAUUGCGGUGUGGAAGAGGAUUCCCGAGUCUAUAAGCCCAAGGAGCUUGGCUUGGCCAUAUUGCGUUUGCGCGAGUCUGGCAACAAGGGAGCAAAGGGAAGUAUUCAGAGAAUUCUUGGUCCCUGGCCGGUUGUCAAGUGUUGACUCGACGCUGGGAAGCUUGAGAGAGUUGAAAGCUGUUGUUGAAGAAUGCUGGAGGCAAGUUGAUGGGGUUAAAAGAGGAUCAGAUUUCAUGUCUGGGGAGAGUAAUGGCGGUGAAAGAGAUCGGUCGCUUUCAUCCUCGUCGGUGAAGGUCGAUUGGAGGGAAGUUAUGCAGCAGUCGAAUUUGGGGUUGUUGUUUACUUGA